AUGAAGGAGCAUGGAGGGACUUGGCACAUGGACGCAGCUCAACUGGAUACGCAAAGGAAGAAGGAGGAAGCCAUCUUGAAGACCAGCUCGACCAUCUACUACUCGACCAACCGGUCGAGUUCCUCAACUCGACCGGCCAAGCUUCAACUCGAUCGAGCUGAGAAGUCAACAGUCAAACCCGAAAAAUGUGUAUGCGAACUCGAUCGAGUCGGUCUACAAGACUUGGUCGAGCUAGACUUUACAACGGGUAGAAAGAGGGUUCAGAGGUCACAGAGGGUACAAGAGGAACCUGAGGUGCUUGUUGCUGAUACAAUGGACGUACCAGAGGGGAAUGGAAACCCUUUGGGAAUGGACUCGGUCGAGCUAGGCAAACUCGACCGAUUGGUCAAGGAGAUGCUCCAAACCGCCACCAACAGAGACAAGGGAUUGUUCCACCACCAGUGCAGAACCACAACUUUGAGAUCAAGCUGGGAAUGA
Messenger RNA from Microthlaspi erraticum, 477 nucleotides. NCBI's taxonomy places the organism in Eukaryota, Viridiplantae, Streptophyta, Magnoliopsida, Brassicales, Brassicaceae. The record is from the annotation of a GenBank genome assembly.